AUGAUCCCCACUGCUCGUGCUGCCGCAAGACCCAAGUUGAGCCUGAGCAUUUCUGCUGCGCAGAAUACCUCUCGGCCAACACUGUCGCUCAAGUCCCCGGGUCCUCUCCCCCGGACUCCGAUCUCCCCGUCUGCUGCCAGUCCAAGUUCGGCCCGGUUCUCAUCCCUCCAAGUCCCGAGUUAUGGUUACGUCAACGCAUGUUCCUCAAAGAGCAUCCUCAAGAAACAAUCGACAGCGGUCGCAGUUGGCAACGUCAACAAACGUAUCCAAUUUAAAUGUACCCCGACUGUCCACUGCGUGACGCCCAUUGAGAACCCUGAGGAAUACUACGGCACGCAUACCAAGAUGUCGCGCGAAGAACGGCGUUGGAUGACGGAACGAAAGGACGACUCUGAGUUCGAGGCCUUGUCAUCCGUUGGACCCAUUUCCCGCGACCGUGCCCGGCCCUAA
This is a messenger RNA of Aspergillus bombycis, 450 nucleotides long. RefSeq lists its product as uncharacterized. The record is from RefSeq and is a predicted model, not a curated record. Bases 1 to 450 code for a protein of 149 amino acids. The transcript is spliced from 2 exons. Lineage: Eukaryota; Fungi; Ascomycota; Eurotiomycetes; Eurotiales; Aspergillaceae.